UCUCAACCCUGCUUGAAAUUACGGCUAAUUAGGGUCUUGACUAUUAAGUUCAUUAAGGAACCUUUACAGGGGCAGUUUCAUGGUGGGAGAGAGGUCUUUCACGCGGACACCCGAAGUUAUCUCGGACUUAAUAAUCACAUUCCGGAAAUGAGCAAAAGAUGACCGGAGGCGGGUCAUGUCCUGCAGCCACUAAAACGAGACCCUGCGGCGUCCACCUUGUAACUAUGAAUAUACAGGUGAGAUAGCAUCGGUAGAAAGCUGACAGGAAAACAGCGAUCGGGUGAUAAAGGUGACAAUAUACACAGUCGCGUUGACGCGUGGAGCUGGAAUCUAUAUUAAAAGCACACCUGACUGGCAGAUCAAACUCCCACCCUGCUGGUGGUGACCACUGCCCAAUGUCCGUCAUACGCGUCCACUUAAAACAGGUACUCAUUCAGGUGUGAUUUGUGCGGGUUUCUGUGUCAUACGUGACUCACUUGUUGAGACACUACAGAGAAUUGAGAGCUCGCAGGAUCAAAUAGCAAGGUAACUAGAAUUUGCUCUGUUUGGAUGCUGUAAUAAACAGCUUGAUUUUAGUGACUCAACGUCAGGGAGUCGACAGCACAGCGAGUUAAUUGAUCUUCUGAUCUCCAACGCACUCGUGCAGUUAACACUAGACUGGAUUAGAGGUGCGUUUCUUUGGGGAUAAAGGCUGUGAAUUUGGAGGAUUCGACAUACAACUUCUAUUGUAUUGAAAAGGCAUAGUAAGUCAUAUUUGAAGGAUCCAGUAAAAACAUCACAGGCAUUCGAUAAAUGCUUAUUUCACAGAAUUAUACGCCUUGACAUAACUGUGACGACAGUUCCACAAUUUAUUAUAUUACGUGAUUUGUGUUGCAAUGAACGAAGUUUCUGUGGAGAUUUAUAAUGGAAGGAGGUUUAAAACAAUUGAAAUUGUGUGGACGUGAUAAAAGAAGAACUGGAGACUAAGCCUCUUUCCUAAUUUGAGAGAAAUGAUAUAUAUCAUCUUAAGUGUUUUUAUUAAUCUGAACAAGCACAGUAUUUCCUUAUAAUAUUAGUCAGUCUUAUCAACACGUGCCGCGUGUCUCUGCCACCAUGUGGACAGGAUCAAAAAAGAUCAAAAUUCUUCAUAAAUUUCACGCCAGCUGUGACAGCGACAUUGCAGAGCCACACAUCACCGACUGUGUGGUCAACCCAGAAAAUGGCGAACUGGCCGUAGUUGACCAACGCAACAAAGUAGUCAAGCUGUACGCCCUAAAAACUGGACAGCACGUUGGGUCCUUCGGCCACGACGCGUAUCCAAGAUUAAAAGCACCAUGGUCCAUAUCAGCCUUUGAGGACGGUCGUUACGCUGUAUCUGACGUGCGUACUUCCAGCGUGAAAAUAUUCUCCCACGAUGGACGUUUUGAGCGUAACAUCAGCCAUGGACGUCUUUCCCAUCCCAGAGGCAUCGCCGUCAGUUUACGUGGGUAUUUCGCCAUCACGGAUUCCCCGCCUCUAGCCGAGAAACAGCGCGUGCAUAUCUUUGACAGAGACGGCGUUCUCCUACAGACAAUUCCAGGCCCAGAAAUACGUAACAGCACGUUCCAGAGGCCCCUUCACGUCGCCAUAGACGAACGUCACAACACCGUCGCCGUUCUGGAUGCGCUGGAAUCGUGUGUAAAAGCGUACGACCUCAACGGGAGACCAAUAUUUCAAUAUGGCAGUUACGGAAGUGAUGAGCAACAAUUAGCCAGCCCCACUGGGAUUUGUUCUGAUAAAAGCGGGAACUUUUUUGUUGCCGAUUUUGCAAAUCAUCGGGUCCAUGUUGUGCGAGCUGGAAUACACAUUGACUAUGCUGCGGGAAAGGCUGACGGGGUGAGAUAUCCCGCGGCGGUGACGACGUCACGUGAUUAUAAUCUCGUGAUUUGUGAUCAAGGGGGCGUGGUUAGGGUGUUUGAAAUGCGACGGUGACGUCGUAGUGCUAUACAGUAGGCCUACAAAAAUAAAUUCCACGGAUUCUGUAUGGAAAUUUACAUUUUGAUCUAGGUUUGUGGAUAAUACUUGUAGAUUUGACAAACCUCUUUCUCUCUCAUGUUGAUAAAUUCUGAGAAUUUGUACCAGUACGCAUUUCAUACCGGACAUAGAAGCAACGCUUAAUUUCCGAUUCCAAUUUCAAUUAACUGUAACUCAUUGACGUUAAAGACCAAAGCAUAUGGAAAUAACGCGUUUAUGGUUAUCAUUUUGAUUUUAUCGUAUUUUUAUCAAACACACCAAUCCAAAGGUAUGUUAAAAUUUUAUCUUAGUAUUCAUGUGUGGUUGGUUAAUGUUUCCUGUGAAGUCUUUGAUAUAUGUCUAUCUUCAUCAGCAUCAUGUACAAAUAUUGUUACCACUGAUCAAUUUUACAUGUCAUUUUUACAUCUUUAUUCAUUUGUGUAAAUAAUUGCAAUUGCAAAACAUUAUAAACAUGACAAUUCUGUAUAAACAUCCAUAUGAAAAUAUACCUGAAUAGGUUUUCUUUGAAUAUUUAUAAAGCUAAAUGCUAAUAUAAAGCUAAAAGUAAAUGUUAAUCACAAACAUCAUCAAAAUGCGACAACAAAAAGGAAGCGCUUGGUUUAGAAGAUAUAACAGUUAGAGGGGAAAUUGCGUUUAUAUCUGUGUUAAAUGUACUUAUUAAAUUAUUGAAUUUCUCAACAUACAUAGGUUUUAGUUGCCUUUAAAAACACUUUUAGACAAAAUAAAAAUGUGAUCCACUGGCAUCUGUUAACAUCGAUGUCCAUUGGUCAAAUGAUUUCCCUUGCUG
This is a messenger RNA of Lingula anatina, 2779 nucleotides long. RefSeq names its product putative peptidyl-glycine alpha-amidating monooxygenase pamn-1. NCBI's taxonomy places the organism in Eukaryota, Metazoa, Brachiopoda, Lingulata, Lingulida, Lingulidae. Gene Ontology annotation, molecular function: protein binding; ubiquitin protein ligase activity. The record is from RefSeq and is a predicted model, not a curated record. Gene Ontology annotation, biological process: protein polyubiquitination; proteasome-mediated ubiquitin-dependent protein catabolic process.